AUGCCUUCGCAGGCGCGGGGUGCCGGCGCGGCUCGGCCGCAGGGCCUGCUGCCCGCACUUGUGGCCAACCUGGGCGCCACCUGGUGGCUGCGGCCCGCCACCUACCGGGUCAACAGCUGGACGUUUGCGCUGCAGUGCGUGCUGGCAGCUGCGGCGUGCCUUGCCACCUUUCAAAUCCUUGGGGAGCAAAUCAAGGGAAGCGCAGUGGCCGCAGGCUUUGAGGGCGACCCAUCCACCCUUGAGGUGCUGGACACGCGCUUCGGCUACACCCCAGAGGAGGUCGCCGCGACUUUUGCGGCUUGGACGCCGGCGGGGCGGCUGCGGUACCUGCUGAUCGAGGCAAUCGACGUCGUGGUGUACUGCACGGCGUACCGCGGCGCAUCGAUUGUCCUGAUCAACAGCCUGGCGCAGCUGAUUGUGGAGCGCUGGCCGGCGCUGCGGUGGGUGCGCCAUGCCGCCGCCAUGCCCAUCAGCCUUGCGGCCGUGGACUACAUCGAAGACGCCCUGCAGGUCGCCGUGCUGCUCUCCUACCCCUCAGUCGAACCGCUGCUGCAAAGCGGCAAGCACACCCUCGCCAGCGGCGGCGGCGCUGAGGCGCCCUCCACGCUCUCCGUGUGGCGCGCCACAGCCGUGGCGGCAUCAGCGGUCAACCGGUCAAAGUGGGACCUCUUGAGGGUGUGCCUCGCGGCGUUGGUGGCGAUGAUGGUGGCCGCAGCGGCUGCGGCUGCAGCCGGGCCGCGAACACGCAGCGGCACCACAGGCGGCAGCGGCGCCAGGGCGCGGACGGGGCAAAGGCGCAAGGACGAGUGA
Messenger RNA from Monoraphidium neglectum, 810 nucleotides. RefSeq lists its product as hypothetical. The record is from RefSeq and is a predicted model, not a curated record. Bases 1 to 810 code for a protein of 269 amino acids. Lineage: Eukaryota; Viridiplantae; Chlorophyta; Chlorophyceae; Sphaeropleales; Selenastraceae. The transcript has 4 exons.